Messenger RNA from Xenopus laevis (African clawed frog), 3241 nucleotides. RefSeq names its product A-kinase anchor protein 17B-like. Bases 132 to 2852 code for a protein of 906 amino acids. The transcript is spliced from 5 exons. The record is from RefSeq and is a predicted model, not a curated record. NCBI's taxonomy places the organism in Eukaryota, Metazoa, Chordata, Amphibia, Anura, Pipidae.
ACCUAAUAUUAGCAGUAUUUUCUGCAAAAGCAGGAAGCAGUACACAGAUACAGCCCACCUGCUCGCUCUUCUCUCAGCAGCGGCUUACUGAAGCUCGGGCAUCUGGCUCUACAGCAGAGUGGCUGGACAAAAUGGCAGUUAUUACAGUGCAUGAUAACUCUGAAACUGUGGAAUUGUGUAACACACAUCGGCUCUUUCUUAAACCAAAAUUAAAGUUAUUAAUCACAGUGAUCCUCCCAGAAGAAAGAGACCCUUCCAGGCCAAUACCAAACCGGGAGAUUUUAGAACAGUUAAAGAAUUUGGUGGAACCGGAACAUUUCAGUUCUCUGAAGGUUUUAAGAAAUACAAAAGAGAAUAUUUGCUUUGAAGGUGAAGCUGAUACAAAAAUGUUAGCUCAAGUACUCUUGGAAAAGCUUAAUGGUGCACUGCUACAACUAAACAGCUUUCAGGAGCCACUGAGCAUUGACGUCACAGAGGUUCCCUUGGACUCGCCAACCGAUGAAGAGUUACAAUUCUAUAUGCCAAAACCUGAGGGAGAUUUAGAAAAUAAUCAUUCAGAAAAUAUGAUUCCACCUGCAAUCUAUUUGGAGGGGUUACCUUGCAAAUGGUUUUCAGUGGCCAGUGUGAGUACUGAGAAGCCAAGUGAAGACGUUCUCAGAAGUGCAUUUGAGAAAUAUGGAAAUCUUUCAAAUGUAGAUAUACCUAUGCUUGAUCCAUAUAGAGAAGUUGUUGGAAACCUGUCUUUGGGAGGUCUUCAAACCUUUGAGGCCUUUCUUCAAUAUGAAGAUAUAUCAAGCAGUAUAAAUGCAGUUCAGGCACUUCGCAGAAUGAAACUGAUGUACUCAAGUGAAGAUGGCAAGUGUUUAGCUUGUGAUAUAAAGGUAUCCAUAGAUACAACAAAACACUUUAGUGAAGAGACAAUAAGUAAGAGAAAUGCUGAAAGACUUCAGUUACAGGAGCUGGAACAGCAAAGAAAACAAGAAAAAGAGAAGGAAGCUGAGCGAAAAAGAAAGGCUAAAGAAAGAAAAUUAAGAGCAAGAAAAAGGAAAGCCAGAUUGAAAAGGAAGCUUCAGAAACAAAAAGAGCAAGAAGAAAACACACAAGAAAAAGAUUUGUUUUUCGAGGAAGUAGAAAACACAGAAGAAUGGGAGGAGAGGAAACUGCUUCUAGCUCAGAGACGAGUCGAAUCAAUCAAUCUGCUUUCACUGCUCUUGGACCAAAUUAAUAAUUUAGCAGAAGCAAACAGACAUAUUGAAGAACAUAUGGAAUGUGAUUUUACUGAGGACUCCUGUGACAGCACAAUAUCUACAUAUUCCCAACUGAGUAAGUCCCUGUCCAUAGGAAGUUUAAAGGAAAGGGUGAGCAGACAGCAUGGGAUUGAGAGUAAAGAUGACUGUGGAGUUAUGCCCCCACAAAAAAAAAAAUAUUUUCCACUUGAAAGACAAUAUACACCUCAAGCGAAAGGAAAAGGGUUUACAUCUGCAUGGAAAAGUAACUUGAAUUAUAAAUUUCAACCUGCUACAUUUGAAGAGGAAGAAGAUGAGACAGAGCCAAUAAAAUCUAAUUAUUCGGAGCAUAAACCUUUGAAAAGACUGCAGUCUCAGGACACUUCCAGCAUUGGAUACUGCAAAAAGAUAAAAGUUUAUGAAACUGAGGAAUUCAUCAAUUAUUUGCUGAAUUAUUACGACUACCCAGAAUAUGCAAGGUUGUUUCUUCAAACUACGGAUACUGAAAGCAAAGCCUGGUGUUCCAGAGUGGUUUCUUAUAGUGGCGAUACUGUUCACAUAGAAGUCAGAAACAUGACCUGUAAUUUUCCUGAGAUGAAAACUGAGCAGCAGCCUUGCCACAAAACGGACAAUGAUGAACAUGAAAGUAAAAUAACAGCAGAUAUUCCAAAAUCAGAGAGUUCCUCUGACAAUGAGUGUUCCAAAGAAUGUCCUAAAGAAACGGACAAUCAUGUAGUUAAAGAUGAGCCCAAGCCUCCCUUAGAGACAGCAAGGUCUCACUGUGCAAAAGACAAAGAGGGACUAUUUGCAAAAGAACGGAAGAAUGAAGAUUCUAUCCAUAGUUCAGAAUCUAGCGAUGAGCUAAAAGAUGUCCUAGAGCAAAUAAGCAGCACUUCUGAAUACUUCAGUGAAGAGGUAAGCGAGUCAGUAACGAAAGUGAAUAAUAUUAGAAAGAUUUCCAAAAGGCAAAGGAAUAUGGCUUGCUUGAAAAAAGCUAUGUCUUGCUGUCAUUGUGAGAAAAAUAGGAUUUGCCACCAUGAAGAUAUAUUGGGCCAUUUGUUACAUUCCUACUCUGUAUGCAGGCAAAUUAAAAAGCACACAAAGUGUCAUCCAACACAAGCAUGCCAUAAAGCCAAAGUACAUCUACAUUAUGAUAGUGAAACAAGUGAUACUGAUACAGAGAAACAAGUAUGUGCAGUAAGAAAGAGAAAGAAGGUGAAAAGAAAUCCUUCUAGCUGCACGGUGGAAGACAGAAACCACUCCAAAGAAAAGUGCUUUAAUGCUCACAGACUGGCAGGUGUGUCAUCUGAGAAAAAUAGCUACAUGUGGCAAGAUGAACCCGAUAACUUGAGCUAUUAUGGAGAACAUCACAGAAAAGUAAAGAAAAUAUCAAAUCCACAACAAUGCUACAUUCCAGAACACAAAACAGAGUGUUUAAAACAAGAAGAACACUCAUGGGAUUCCGAUGAAUCUUCCAGUUGGUCUAGCUCCAGUCCCGGCCAUCCAUCUGUCUCUACCUUGCAGUCAGACAUUAGUUCCAAAGGAUCAUUCCAUGACUCUUUAGAAUGGGAGCAUCAUUUCUAUUGUGAGGAAGAACUCGAUAGAGGCACAAAGUACAAAAUGUAAAAAUAACCUAAAAAUCAACCAAGGUUCAUCCAAACUGUAUAUGUUAUGUGUUUUAUAUGAUACCUACGAACUGUGAGCUUAGCUAUUUAGGGGUAAGCUACCCUGCUACCUACAUAACUGUUGCCAAACUUCAUCAGAAGAAAUAUCUUCAGAACCUUGUAUAGCAAUAGUCCUUUAGAGCUAACCUCCUUUUUCAGCAAAGGACAUCAAUGCUUUUCAUGUGAAUAGAAUAUGGCUGAUGCUGCUUAUAUAAUUGUUCAUAUGUGAAAGUAAAUAUUUAAAUACCCUUAUAUUGUUUUUGUUAACCAUCCAUUUUUCACUGCAAGCAUUUAAUGACCAUAUGGUUGACAAUUCUCAUUAAAAAGAAAUACAUUGUGGUUAUUAUUGGA